Puma concolor (puma) is the source of this 1269-nucleotide messenger RNA. Lineage: Eukaryota; Metazoa; Chordata; Mammalia; Carnivora; Felidae. The record is from RefSeq and is a predicted model, not a curated record.
AUGACCGUGUGGACACAGGACCUGGUGGCUAAGGUGGAGCGGACAGGAAGGUCCACUGGAGUGGAUGGAGUGCAAGUCGUUGCCAGUACUGAUGCAGGCAGUGCCGGAGCGCUGGCUCCCCAGCACGUUCGAGCUCAUUCCUCCCCAGCUUCCCUGCAACUGGGGGCCGUGUCUCCUGGGACACUGACCCCCACUGGAGUGGUCUCGGGUACCGCGGCUACACCUGCUGCUCAGCACCUGCGACAGUCUUCUUUUGAGAUACCCGACGAUGUCCCUCUGCCCGCGGGCUGGGAGAUGGCAAAGACCUCUUCUGGUCAGAGAUACUUCUUAAAUCACAUCGAUCAGACAACAACAUGGCAGGACCCCAGGAAGGCCAUGCUCUCCCAGAUGAGCGUCACGGCACCCACCAGCCCACCGGUGCAGCAGAACAUGAUGAACUCGGCCUCAGGUCCUCUGCCUGACGGAUGGGAACAAGCCAUGACUCAGGAUGGAGAAAUCUACUAUAUAAACCAUAAGAACAAGACCAAUUUUUUAUUAGACCGAGGUUUUGACUGCUUGUUUGCCGUGAACCAGAGGGUCGGGCAGAGCGCCCCGGCGAAGCAGCCCCCGCCCCUGGCCCCGCAGAGCCCACCGGGGGGCGUCCUUGGCAGCGGCGGCUCCAACCAGCAGAUGCGGCUGCAGCAGCUGCAGAUGGAGAAGGAGAGGCUGCGUCUGAAGCAGCAGGAGCUGCUCCGGCAGGCAAUGCGGAAUAUCAAUCCCAGCUCAGCAAAUUCUCCAAAAUGUCAGGAAUUAGCUCUUCGUAGCCAGUUACCGACACUGGACCAGGAAGGUGGGACUCAGAACCCAGUGCCUUCGCCUGGGAUGUCUCAGGAGCUGAGGACAAUGACGACCACUAGCUCCGAUCCCUUUCUUAACAGUGGCACCUACCACUCCCGUGAUGAGAGUACAGACAGCGGACUGAGCAUGAGCAGCUACAGCGUCCCUCGAACCCCUGACGACUUCUUGAACAGUGUUGAUGAGAUGGACACAGGCGACACUAUCAACCAAAGCACCCUCCCCUCUCAGCAGAACCGCUUCCCAGACUACCUAGAAGCCAUUCCUGGGACGAACGUGGACCUCGGGACGCUGGAGGGGGACGGGAUGAACAUAGAGGGGGAAGAGCUGAUGCCUAGUCUGCAGGAAGCCCUGAGCUCAGACAUCCUCAACGACAUGGAGUCCGUGCUGGCCGCCACCAAGCUCGACAAAGAAAGCUUUCUCACAUGGCUAUAG